Messenger RNA from Colletotrichum truncatum, 1524 nucleotides. Its product is annotated as flavonoid 3',5'-hydroxylase. The record is from RefSeq and is a predicted model, not a curated record. NCBI's taxonomy places the organism in Eukaryota, Fungi, Ascomycota, Sordariomycetes, Glomerellales, Glomerellaceae. Gene Ontology annotation, molecular function: monooxygenase activity; heme binding; oxidoreductase activity, acting on paired donors, with incorporation or reduction of molecular oxygen.
AUGGCAGUUUUGAGCUUUUCCAACAUUCUGCUUCUGGUUGGGGCCUACAUCGCCUGGAACAUCUUGUAUCAAAUUGUUUAUUACAGAUGUUUUCAUCCUCUGGCCAAGUUUCCCGGCCCAUUUUGGGGCUCAGUUACAAGGCUAUGGAUUACUUAUCACAAUAUUAAAGAAGAUGAAUGUGAAGUGAACCAGGCUCUGCACAAGAAGUAUGGACCUGUCAUCCGUAUCACGCCUACGAUGCUCCUCGUGAGCGACCCGACCAAGUUACCGGAAAUAUAUCACCGCAACGCCAACAAAUCCCAGCACUACGUUACGGGCAGUUUCGGUGAAAUAGAGUCGCUUUUUAAUAUGCAGGAUCACACAACACACGCACGCUUUCGGAAAAUUGCAGCAGCUCCCUAUGCCUUUUCCAAUAUCCGAAAGAUGGAGCCCUUGCUCGAUCACCACAUAAAGAAAUGGAUAGCGAAGCUUGACAACAACUUCGCCAACACCGGGAAGAGCCUCGAUUUCGCACCGUGGGCAGUCUAUUUGGCUUACGACAUUGUCUCUGAUGUUGGGUUUGGGCAAGCAUUUGGGUUUAUCGAUGAGGAAAAAGACGUUGCGGGGCUCAUCCAGGGGUUCCAUGACGGUCUUCUUCCUUUUGGUAUCAUGGCCCGAUGCUGGCCAUUUACAACUUGGAUCAAGAGCACUUUUCUUGCAAAGUACCUGGUAGCAUCACCGGAGCAAGACUCCGGGAUUGGUACGUUGAUGCGAUUUCGAGAUCGCCUUAUUGCCCAGAGGUUGAGGGACAUAGAAGAGGGAACCACCAAGGGUCGAGUAGACUUUCUCCAGACGUUUCUCGAUGCGCGGGAUGAAAAAGGGGACGCCCUUGAUUUGGAGUAUAUCAAGGCCGAAAUCUUGCUCGUCCUCCUUGCUGGUGCCGACACCACCGGCACUAUUUUCCAAGCUUUCAUGAUGUUUAUGAUGACCCACCCAGAGGCUUAUAACCGUCUAAUGGCCGAGAUCAAUGAAAAGACUCAAGACGGCAGUCUGUCCGAAAUACCUCAAUAUGCGGAAGUACAACAACAUUGCCCGUAUUAUAUGGCUUGCAUCCAUGAGACCAUGCGACUGAAUCCACCAGCCCCUAGCAUGAUACCGCGAUCGGUCGGAAAAGAAGGGAUGCAACUAUAUGGGCAGCAUGUUCCUGAAGGCAUGGAGGUAGCUUCCAGCGGGUGGGUAAUCCAUCGUGAUGAGGCUAUUUUCGGGUCUCAACCUGAAGAAUUCCGACCCGAGCGCUGGUUGGAGAGUGAGGAAAAGAAGAAGGACAUGUUGAAAUACAGCAUGGUCUUUGGAUACGGGGCAAGAGUUUGCUUGGGGCGCGAUCUGGCAAUGAUGGAACUGUCAAAAGGCCUCAUACAAUUCUUUAGAACAUUCAGUCCCAAGGUAUUGAACAAAGAACAACCAGGAAAGCGCAGAAUAAAGGGUGGGAUUUGCUUCUUUGAAGACAUGUGGCUCACUAUUGAACGGCGGUCGAGAUCGGUCUGA